AUGACGGAGUAUUGGGUGAGCCAAGGAAACAAAUGGUGUGACUUCUGUAAGAUUUAUAUAGCGAACAAUUCCUUCAGCAUCAGGACACAUGAACUUGGUAAGCGCCACAAGGACAAUGUCACGAAAAGACUGUCGACAAUGCAAAAGGAGAGUGAGGCAAAGGAAAAGGAACAGCAGCAAGCUGCCCGAGCCCUACAGCAGAUAGAAGCAAAAGCUAAAAAGAGCUAUCAAAAGGAUUUAGAGAAUAGCCAGAGGAAUGUUGAUGGAGACACUUCUUCGGCACCUGGAGAUGGGUGGGUAUUUGACUCGGCAUCGGGAUAUUACCAUGACAAAUCUACUGGACUUUACUAUGAUUCAAACUCUGGCUUCUAUUAUUCUGAUAGUUUAGGCAAGUGGGUUACUCAAGAAGAGGCGUACAAGUCUGUGCAAACUUCCAAAACAGACAUUGGUCAAUCCUCAACUUCACAAACAAAAGCUCCUGCUGCAGAAAUGGCUGUUCCUGCUAUUAAAGGAGGUCCAGCUCCAGGUCGGGUAGUCACGAAACCAUUGAACCCAAUGAGACCUAUUAAGGGCACUCCUGCUCCAUCUGCUGUUGCUGUUAACAAGAGGAAGAGGGAGGACGGCAAGCCCAAGGUGAUCUCCAAGGAGGAGGAAGCGGCCCUCAAAGCACGGGAAGCAGCGAGGAAGAGAGUGGAGGAUAGAGAGAAGCCUCUGAUGGGAUUAUACAAAACCUACUAA
Messenger RNA from Miscanthus lutarioriparius, 738 nucleotides. The record is from the annotation of a GenBank genome assembly. Lineage: Eukaryota; Viridiplantae; Streptophyta; Magnoliopsida; Poales; Poaceae.